AUGUUUCGACAUAGUAAGCGAAUGGUGAUCACCUUGGCCAUAGCCAGUGUUCAAACUCAGGCUAACUUCGGUCGAUUGAGCGGGUCCGAUCUUUUGUGCCACGUAUCGAACGCGGCCGUUGGUGGUUUGUCGUCCUACGCCCUGGUUAUCAUGCUCAUUCACUACCUGCAACAACGAGAUCAUCUGCCCGUAUUGCAAGAGCUUUACGAGACACCCGAGAAACCUGUCGUUUCGGUUAACGGCUGGAAUGCUUGGUUCCAGAAUGACAUGUCCGUGAUCCAUCGGUUGUGGAAACCUCCGCAGAAUAAACUGUCGUUGGGCGAGUUGUGGCUUGGAUUUUUCGAAUACUACCUUUCGGAAUUCAAUCAUGAUCUCUACGUGGUCACCAUACGUCAAAAAGCUCUGCUGAAACGAUUCGUCAAAAUGUGGUCUUCACUUUUUGCGAUCGAAGAUCCCUUCAAUUUGGAGCACAAUUUGACCAGUGGACUUCACCACGAUUGUGAGUGUGAUAUCUCCCUGUUCCACAUUAACUGUAUUCCUUUUUAUGUUUGGUAUUAA
Messenger RNA from Echinostoma caproni, 558 nucleotides. Lineage: Eukaryota; Metazoa; Platyhelminthes; Trematoda; Plagiorchiida; Echinostomatidae. The record is from the annotation of a GenBank genome assembly.